Carya illinoinensis is the source of this 1485-nucleotide messenger RNA. Its product is annotated as protein FAR1-RELATED SEQUENCE 6-like. Gene Ontology annotation, biological process: regulation of DNA-templated transcription. The record is from RefSeq and is a predicted model, not a curated record. The transcript has a single exon. Gene Ontology annotation, molecular function: zinc ion binding. Lineage: Eukaryota; Viridiplantae; Streptophyta; Magnoliopsida; Fagales; Juglandaceae. Bases 1 to 1485 code for a protein of 494 amino acids.
AUGAGAGACAAGAAUGAUGGGUUCGUUUCUGUCAUGGACGUGGAUGACGAGGGGAGGUUACGAAAUGUAUUUUGGGCUGAUGCUCGUAGUCGAGCGACCUAUGAGUAUUUUGGCGACGUAGUGACCUUUGAUACUACGUACCUAACAAAUAGGUACGGGAUGCCUUUUGCUCCAUUUGUUGGUGUUAACCAUCAUGGACAGUCCAUAUUACUAGGGGCAGGAUUGCUUUCGAGCGAAGACACACACACUUUUGUGUGGUUAUUCCAAAUGCGAUUGGAUUGCAUGAAUGGUCGUGCCCCUUGUUCCAUCAUAACCAACCAAGAUCGAGCAAUGAAAAGUGCUAUUGCCAUUGUAUUCCACAACACUCGUCAUAGAUAUUGUUUAUGGCAUAUCUUGCGCAAACUUCCAGAGAAGUUGGGGUCUCACGCCAUGUUCAAUGCGGGGUUGAAGACUGACAUUCAGACAGCAUUAUAUGAUUCACAGACCAUCACUGAAUUUGAGGAGAGUUGGGGUGAACUAGUUGAGAAGUAUGAUCUAGUUGGCAAUAAAUGGCUCCAAGCCUUAUACGAGGAAAGGUCUUUUUGGGUUCCAGCUUACUUGAAAGGUGAAUUUUGGGCUGGUAUGAGCACGACCCAAAGGUCAGAAAACAUGAAUGCAUUUUUCGAUGGGUAUGUGCAUUCCGAAACGACAUUGAAGGAAUUUGUUGAUCAAUUUGAUAAUGCACUUAGAAAGAAGGUUAAGGUCGAGACAAUUGCUGAUUUCAAAUCUAUCAACCAGACUAUUCCCUGCAUAUCACACUUCAACAUUGAGAAGCAAUUACAAUCCGUUUAUACAAAUGCAAAAUUCAAAAAGGUUCAAAGGGAGUUGCUAGGCUUAAUGACUUGUAAUUGUUCGUUGGUAAGCACAGAAUGGUCAAUUUUAAAAUACGAUGUGUUGGAUGAAAUUUCUACUGACGAGCUCAUUAAAACAAUCAAUUACUCAGUAUACUUUAACGAAAAGGAGGUGGAUGUACGAUGCACGUGUGGACUAUUUGAAACGAGGGGGAUUCUAUGUAGGCAUGCACUUAGAGUUUGUCAGUUGAAGAAGAUUAAAGAGCUGACAAAUGUAUAUGUGUUGGAUUGCUGGAGAAAUGACUUAAAGAGGAGAUACACAUUACUCAGGAGUAGUUACGAUGACCAUGGUGACAGAGAGGAUAGUCGGAAUUAUGAGCUUGUUGUUAAGAGAUGUUUGAAAUUAGCAACCAAAAUAGCCUCAAAUAAUGAAAAAGUCCAUGCAUUCUUACGUGUUGUUAAUGACUUUGAGACAAAAUGUGAAGACUCAACACUAGACUCGACACUCCAACAGAUGAAGGAGAAAGCAGAUGUGGUAUUGGAUAAGGGGAAGAAGCUAUUAAGCCCAAAUAUGGUACGAGGAAACGGGAGACCCCAAGUAAGAGGAGGGUUCCACCAGUGGAAAAGAUGGCCACAAAGAAAAUUAAACGAGUAA